UAAAGUUUGAUCACAAGAUUCACAUGGGAUGUUGAAGCAUCAGAUUCUAUGUUUAUAAAAUAGUCCCAAUUGAUGAAUGCUAAUGAAUAUUUAGGAGCACAAACAAAAUUAAUCUAGCUAUCUAGUAAUAUUAUUACACCAUUUUUGUCACUAUGACACGUUUGGAGUUCGAUGAUAGUGGCAACAUAAUGGUAGGACAAGUACAUAAUUUUUUAGAGCAUUACACAUGGGAAGGUCAAUGGGAAAAAGUGAUCGUGAUGUACUAUAUUUUUCCGAAGCAGUCACACAAAAAAGUUUUUAAUACGUUAAAUGGCACAGCUCUGCACGUAGCAAUCGAUUUAAAGAAAGAAUAUGUUGUUAGAGAGGUUUUGAAUGCAAUUUUGAAACACAAUGAUGAGGAUGAUAGUCUAACGGUGUUGAAGAUGGGAAAUGAGAGAGGAGACACACCAUUACACAUUGCAGCAUCAAGGGGUUUUGCUAGAAUAUGUAAGUGGAUCAUAGGGAUAAAUAAUGAGAGGAUAGAUUUGUUGAGUAUGAGAAAUAAUAAUGGAGAGACACCACUUUUUCAAGCUGCUGUUAAUUGUAGAAUAAAUGCAUUUGUUUACCUUUCUCAUAUUUUUAAAGAGAUCAAAGUCAAAUUACUACAUCUUAUACGAGAUGAUGUUGAUAGUUUGAUGAAAGAUGUUGCACUAGAUUGUGUGAAGCAAGAUCUUGUACGAGAUGAUGGUGAUAGUAUUCUUCACGCUGCAAUCCAAGGAGAAUAUUUUGAUUUGGCUAUGAUAAUAGUACUUGACUAUCCUUUCCUGAGCAACCAUUUGAACAUAGAACAAUCGACUCCUCUCAAAGUCCUUGCCACUAAACCUUCAGCCUUCAAAAGUGCAAGCAGCCUUUCAUGGUAUAAGCGAAUCCUAUACCAUUGCAUUUAUGUGGAACUGGAUGCUGAAGGAACAAUGAAGCCUUAUUUGAGAGAGAUGAAAGAUAAUCAAAAUUCUAUUUCUAAUGAGAUGAAGCUUCCAGAUACUGCUUUCUAUGAUUUCAUUAAUAGUUGGUUAGAUGUCAGUGGAAAAGAUAAAGAAAAAAUGGAACAAUUCUUCAACCCAGAAAGUUUAUCUAAAUUAGAGAAACAUCAAAUUGGAUUUUUGCCACUAAAUUAUGCAACCAUUCAACAAUUUGUUAAGUCAGCGUAUGUUCAUAUUCUUGGCCUUUCAAAAAAGAAGAAACAGUUCGACCCUGAAAAUCCAUCAAAUGACAAUCAUCAACCAUUUAAAUCAGAGAAAUAUCAAGUUGGAUCUUUUCCAUCAAAUUAUGAAACCUUUCGACAAUUUGUGAUGUCUGCUUUUAUUCUUGGCCUUUCAACAGUAGGGGUAAACCAUGUGAAGAUUGCAAAGACGAAACAUGAAUUGAGUAGUCAAUUAUUGAAGGAAUUAAUGAAAACACCUUAUGAAUCAUUCACCGGAAAUGGUGAGAUACCAACUGACACAGAAAUUGAUCCUGACAUGUACAACAUGUAUCUUCGAUCUAAAAAUGGAAAAGAUGAAAUGGUGGAUGAAAUUGAUAUAAAAGAUACAGCCUUUUUGGUAGCAGCUAGAAAUGGAAUAGUUGAAAUGGUGACUGAAAUUUUAAAAAAAAUACCAAGUGCUAUACAUAGCACAAACAAAAAGAAAGAAAAUGCAUUGCAUGUUGCAGUGAAGUAUAGGCAACCAGUUGUUGUUGAGAUUUUGAAAAAGCAUGCAGAGCCAGAAGUUUGGAAUAAUAUGGUACUAGCAGUUGAUAAAGAUGAGAAUACUAUAUUGCAUUUGGCUGCUGAUGUAUUAGAUGCUGAUAAACCUUUGCAGAUUGCUGGUUCUGCCUUGCAAAUGAUGUGGGAUAUUAAAUGGUUUCAGUAUAUCAAAACCCUUGUGCCACAACACUUCUAUUUCAUAAAAAACAAGAUCACAUCAGACAACCAGAGCACAAGCCAAACACCAGGCGAAAUCUUCAGAAGCAAACACACAAACCUUAUAAGUGAAAGCAGCAGCUGGCUAAAAGACACAUCUGAAUCUUGCUCCGUCGUGGCAGCACUCGUUGCUGGUGUUUCCUUCGCCACAGCGAGUUCUGUCCCUGGCGGAACAACAGAUGAAGGCACACCAACACUAGAAGGCAAACCCGAAUUCGAUAUAUUCACCAUUUCUUCGCUUGUCGGUCUUUGUUUCUCUGUCACUGGACUAAUCAUGUUCCUUACUAUUCUAACUUCUCGAAAACAGUUCAAUGAUUUUCGAAGAGAUUUGCCGCUGAAACUUCUUUUCGGGUUAACCUCUCUUUUCGUGGCAAUUGCUUCGAUGUUUGUUUCGUUCUGCACUGGACAUUUUUUUCUGGUUAAUCAUAAAUAUAAAUCGGUGAUAUUUUCCCUUUAUGGAGUUACUUGCGUACCUGUGACUUUCUAUGCUGUUGCACAAUUUCCUCUAUACUAUGAUCUUCUUACAGCUAUUCUCACCAAGAUUCCAAAGACAACUGCUCAAGGUGACAAAUUAUAAAUGUUUUUUUUUUUAAUCAUUUUUGGAACAAUGAAUAAACCAGUGUGGAGUUGGAUUUUAUUCUUUUGGUUUUAGUCUUCCAUUUAUGUAUGAAUGGGUCAACCCAUAAAUAAGUAAAGUUUAAUUAAAAAUGAUUUCGUUCAAGUAUGGAUUUGGAUAUAUUAAUAUGUAAUACUUAAAGCUUUUGAUUAUGUUUGUAUUGAAGUAAUUGGGUAAUUUGUUUAA
This is a messenger RNA of Cicer arietinum (chickpea), 2738 nucleotides long. RefSeq lists its product as uncharacterized. Lineage: Eukaryota; Viridiplantae; Streptophyta; Magnoliopsida; Fabales; Fabaceae. Gene Ontology annotation, cellular component: membrane. The record is from RefSeq and is a predicted model, not a curated record. Gene Ontology annotation, molecular function: protein binding.